Molecule: messenger RNA, 1344 nt
Organism: Frankliniella occidentalis (western flower thrips)
Lineage: Eukaryota; Metazoa; Arthropoda; Insecta; Thysanoptera; Thripidae
Product: calphotin-like
Exons: 4
Coding region: 68-1114 (348 amino acids)
Source: RefSeq, a predicted model, not a curated record
UCCGUCUGUCUGUGUUCGCGACCGGCCCGUGGAGGACUGCCACCAGUCGACUCGCACCACCCCGACCAUGAACAAGUACUCUGCGCUUCUCCUGCUGGCUCUGCAGCUGACGCUGGCCGUCGCGUCCCCUAUCAGGUACGACCAGCGGCAGGAUGGCGACUCCAACAUCGACGCCCGUCUGCAGAACUUCUUCGUGGUGCUGGCGCCCUCCAACUCUGCGCAGCUGAGCAACACCGGCAUCAGCCUGCUGGACCUGGCCUCCAAGGCGGUGCCGCAGCGACUUCGUCCCCAGGGCCUGCACGGCGCCGUGCCCGGCGACGGGCUCAAGCAGCGCGAGGAGGUGGACGCGGAGCCCGUCCAGGCUGAGGUGGCGAAGGAGGGCAAGUCCGCGCGCUCCCUGCAGGCCGGCCCGCUCGCCGUCGUUGCCAUCCCCAUCCCGGCCGCCAUCCUGCAGUCGCCGCUCGCCAAGCUGCACCCCGAGGUGCAGGCCAUGGGCGAGGCCAUCGGCGAGGACGAGGUGCUCAUCGCCCACUCGCCCGUCGUGGCGCUGCGCUCACCGCCCGCGCCCGCCCCAGCGGCCGCCGCCGUGCCCAUGCUCGUGGCCGUGCCCGUGCCCGAGGUGGCCCCCGAGCGGCCCGCCGCGCCCCCCGCGCUGCUGCCCAUGCACCCCGCAGGCGCCACCACCCCGCUCGGCGACAAACAGGCUCUCCCCGCCGCCCCUGAGGCCGCCGCCGCCCCCGAGACCGUCGCCGUUCCGGAGGUCGUCGCCGCUCAAGAGGCCGUGGCCGCCCAGGAGACCGUUGCCGUCCAGGAGGCCAUCGCCCUCCAGGAGGCCGUCGCCGCCCAGGAGCCCAUCGUCGCCCCGGGCGUCAUCGCCGUCCCCGAUGCCAUCUUCGCGGCGGCUGACGCCGUGCCCGCCCCCGCCCCCGUGAUCGUGGCCCCCGCCGAGGCUGCCCCGGCCGUGGAGACGAACCAGGUGGAGCAGAAGGAGGACGACGAGGUGGGCAAGAUCGACUCCAAGGUGCACCUCAUCGGCACCGGCAUCGAGGAGUGCGGGCCGGAGCGCGUGCGCAACGAGGAGGGCGUGUGCGAGGACGCCGUGCCGCGAGACUGAUGACUGGGCUACAAUACGGCAAACAAAAUGGGCUGGCUGGCUGCUGCUGGAAACAGCCAUCGCACCCGACAUACGCAAACACGAGCGCUGUGAAUACCCUUGCGAUACCGCAAGCAGUCAACUACGACGGAAAUUCUCUCUAAUUUAUUGUUUUGUACUAUUUAUUUAUUUGUUAUUUAUUAUUAUAAAUAUCAUCACAACGAUGUUGGAAUAAAUCCCACAAUCCGCUA